AUGCUAGUUACAGUGAAUUGCAAGAGAUUAAACGCUUCUGAAAACAGCUAAAUCAUAUGUGUCGCCCCAUACAGUUUGUUUGUCAGUUUUGCUUUCUUGGAACUGUUUCAAAUUUAAAAUAAUUCCCGCGAAAAUACUGUAGAAAGUGUAUAUAUGUAUGAUUAAUAGAUGACAGAACUGUAGUACUAUUAUCAUAAUGUUUUAGGUGAUCUGGGCCAACUCCUACCUGGUCGGCUGUGGCGUAACUCAAUGUCCAACCAUCACCAACAUGGGUUCUGACUUUGACAAUGGAUUCAUCAUUGUGUGUAACUACCAGACCGCAAUUAACUACAUUACUGAGCCAGUUGACAUUGCUGGCGACGUAUGUUCUCAAUGUCCUUCUGACCGUGUCUGUGACGAUGGAUUGUGUUCGUUAGAUUUGGCUACAUCUUCAGCUACCGAGGUGACUGAUGACUUUGAAGCAACUACUCAAGUUUAA
Bursaphelenchus okinawaensis is the source of this 478-nucleotide messenger RNA. Lineage: Eukaryota; Metazoa; Nematoda; Chromadorea; Rhabditida; Aphelenchoididae. The record is from the annotation of a GenBank genome assembly.